Messenger RNA from Daldinia decipiens, 1551 nucleotides. RefSeq names its product Alpha/Beta hydrolase protein. The coding region runs from base 208 to 1293 and encodes 361 amino acids. The record is from RefSeq and is a predicted model, not a curated record. The transcript is spliced from 2 exons. Gene Ontology annotation, molecular function: hydrolase activity. Lineage: Eukaryota; Fungi; Ascomycota; Sordariomycetes; Xylariales; Hypoxylaceae.
GUUAAAUUAUAUAUCUCCCUUUUCUAAGGAUACGAAAACUCCAAAAGUAAUAUUUACCUUACUGAUUGUGAAGUUCACGAGAUCAGUUUGAAUUAUCCAGGUUUUCGGCUAGUCUAUUAUCACAUCCUACUAUGCGACGUAUAAGUGGCGUAAAUACAAUUUGUUGAAGUUGAUAUUUUCAAUACAAACCUAUAUACCUCACGAAUCAUGGGUUCUAACGACGUUGCAUCUCUUGUCAACCCGUUACAUCCUACUCUAGUCGAGAGGCUCGACCCGGCCUUUACCGAGAUCUACGUUCGCUACCAAGCACCCAGACUACGAGCUGAUCAAGUUUCCUACGAAGAGUAUAAUCGUGACCGAAAGAAAUACGACUUCCCGACAGCUAAAGUCGCCGGUCCGGCGCCAGACGUAGCCAGCACCAAGAUCUACCAAGUUCCCGUCUCGAAUCCUUCUGGUGAAAUAGCUAUACAGGUGUACGUGCCUACACCAGAAGCAAUCAUCAGUGCUGGACUUGAACGGCAAGGCUUGCUUCCAGCACUCGUGAACUUCCACGGCGGUGGUUUUGUAAUCGGAGGUCUAGACUCGGAUGAAUCCCUGUGCCGGAAGAUCUGCCAGAGGGUUGGCUGUAUUAUAGUAAACGUCGUCUACCGACUUGCUCCAGAAUAUCCUCACCCAGUAUCGGCAACAGAUAGUUGGCAGGCGCUGAAAUGGAUAUUUAAAAAUGCAGAUGCGUUGAAGAUAGAUCCCUCACGCGUAGGAGUCGGGGGACUCUCCGCAGGAGCGUGUAUUGCGGCAGUUCUCGCGUUACAGGCUCGGGAUGACCCGAGUUUACCACGUCUUGCCGUGCAAUUGCUCAUCGUGCCGGUGAUUGACGCAAGAUUCGUCCCGAAGGAGGGUUCAUGUGACCCUACGAAGACGCCGUAUAGGAGUUACAUCGACUUCGAGUUCGCGCCGAUGUUACCUCUCAACCGUCUAGUAUGGUUCUAUAACUUGUGGCUGGGAACGGAUGAAAAUCGCGAAGAGAAGGCCAAAGACUUCCGUGCGUCACCAAUCGUCGCCGAUUCGCAUGUCAAUCUAGCACCGGCUAUCAUCCGUUGUGCUGAGAUCGACCCACUGGUCUCAGAGGGGAUUGCGUAUCAUGAGAAACUAACAGCAGCUGGAACUCCCAGUAAAAUUAAAGUCUAUAAGGGACAAGGACAUCCGUUUGGACAUUGGGAUGGAUCUAACCCAACGUCAAAAGAGUUUGUUACUGAUUGUGUCAAUGAGCUGAAGGCUGCCUUUGCUAAGAAUUAACGAGCCUUUCUUGCCCCUUUGCUAUUAGCAUAUAUUACAAUGAAGCACAAAUGUUUGGUGGAUACAAGUUAUUUACCUGUCUUAUGAGAUUUGGCUGUAUAGUUGGUUGGUAGUGUAGACUCACUCUUCCUCAACACAGACUGUGUUUAAUAGACUUACUAAGCAUCUAUAGGUAUUUAACUAUAGCAACUUGUCACUAUAUGCCUUUUGAUUAGAAUAGCUAGAGCUGUUCAUCGAACAUCAAUUAUAAACAUCGAC